Spodoptera exigua (beet armyworm) is the source of this 1911-nucleotide messenger RNA. NCBI's taxonomy places the organism in Eukaryota, Metazoa, Arthropoda, Insecta, Lepidoptera, Noctuidae. The record is from the annotation of a GenBank genome assembly.
GUCGAUUGCGAAGGCAGGGUUACAUGCAGAGUGCAGAACUAGAGGGGCAGGGGGCGGUGUGAGUUUGCGGUGAGGCUAAUUUAGCGCACACUACGUCCCGUGUUCCCGCCGCGCACGCAUCGCGGCCGCGCAGUGACGGCGAAGUGACGGCACAGUGACCGCGCAGUGACCGCGCUGUGACCACCCUCAGCAUGGGCCGCCUGCACACGUUCGUGGUGACGCUGCGGCGUGACAGCCGCGAGGUCAACUGGGGACUGCGCCUCGUCGGCGGCGCCGACCUGGCCACGCCGCUCAUCGUCACCAGGGUGACACCAGGCACUCCCGCUGGCAAAGAGCUGGUUCGUGGAGACAUCAUUGCUAAAAUCGACGACUACGACGCACGCGACCUGCGACACGAAGACGCACAGAAUCUCUUCAGGAAUGCACCGAAACAGAUCAAGCUUGUAGUGCAAAGGGACGUGGACCGUGACGGGCCUCGCUCGACCACCCCGAUGGCGCCACGUUCACCAAUUCCCAUGGCGGCUGCAGCACCAUACAGGACACCGAGCCCGCAGCCUGGCUGGCGUGGUCCCGAGUCUCUGCCCCGCACUCCAGUCCCACCGCACGGUCCCGCGGGUCCGGCUGGCUUGCCUCACUACACCUACCCUGUACAACAGGAGGGCGAGUUCAGGACACUAAUGCUCUCACCGACCUCCACACGCACCGAUGACACGCUUGAUGAGUCCAUUCAAAGCCAGCCAUACCGCACGACGCCCCUGGUGCUGCCCGGUGCGAAGGUACGACGUGAGCCUGGACCCACGGAAAGCUACCUGCGUCACCACCCCAACCCCGCCAUGCGUGCGCCCCCUAGCCACGACUACCGUGACACCCUUAUGAGACAGAAGGUGGCAGAGUCGGUGUUGCAGCGAGUGGUUGGCGAAGAAGGGAACAAGUUGGUGCACAAGCAAUUCAACUCGCCGAUCAAUCUAUACUCGGAACAGAACAUCGCUAACUCUAUCAGGCAACAGACCUCGCCGUUGCCUCACAAGCCCACCGUGCAGUACGACCCCGCGCGCUCCGAGACCUUCCGCGCGCUGCAGGAGGACGGCAUCACCGGCGACCUGCACGAGGUGCCCACGCCCGUCACGCCCAAGGUCUUCACCGCGCCCGCCAACAAGAAGCCUGUUCCGAGACCAGUUAAGCCUGAAGAGAAGCCGAAAGGAAAACAAACGACCUUCGUGAACUCCUUACACGAAGAGCACAUCCAACAAUCGAACUCAUUCAAACGCCUGAUGUACAACGUGCUCGGUGACACGGAGUUCUAGCGGCGCAUCGCUCGCUCGCGAUACACUACCGUCAUAGGGCAAGCUCCUAACCAUUGUGGCAAAUAAACAACUAUUCAACAUUCGCCACAUUUUAUAAAAUAGUCAAAUUGAAUAACUAAUACGACACGACGGACCGUCCUCAGUCACUCCGCAAUAUAUUCUUGCGGCCCGUGUACACUGUAUUCCUAAUGACCUAGUUUGUCGUCACAAUACAAUGGACUGAUUUUUAUAAUGGUUUUACGGCGGUUAGCUGCAGGCGCCAAUAAUAAUGUUAGACGUAAUGACUUGUUGGGUUAGCAACGAAUAAGACUAACAAAUUAAUUUUAGGAAGCUAUUGUAAUAUGCUCCUGGCAGUGUGUAAUAUUAUUUUUCGGUGGAUUUAAUUAUUCUAAUACUCGAGUAUUAGUGAUAUAAUUUAUAUUUACAUUAAGUAGAAAUGUAAUGUUUAUUUACUAAGUGUUGAUUUUCUGUUUGAACAGAAAUAUAUUGUUUAUGAAUACUUAUGAGAAAUGUUGAGUGUACAGUCUAGUCACUGCGAUCAGAGCUCCGGUCGUACCCACGAGAAUGAAAUUCGAUCAACCUUAAAUAAAUAAUUUAUUUUUAUUAA